AUGGCCACUCGUCAGACCCCCUUUCUUCCUGCCGUCGCGCAAUCGCCAUCUCCGUCGCUCAGCAGUCGUCGAUCGUCCGGCCGACAAACUUUCGCGUCGUUCGCGGUCGAUAAGUCCACGACCGCGCGCCUCGCGCAGUCCCUGGGCUGCGCGCGCCCCGCGCUUGUCCUCCUGCUCGCCGCAGUGAUCGGCGCGCUGCUGCUGCUCGUCCGCGGCCCCCACCGGGGCGGGUUCCUCUUUGCGCCGCAAUCGAGCGCCGCGGAUGACGCCCCGCACGAGGCGCUGCUCGCCGCAGCGUUGGCGGAGCUGAGGCGGGCGCGCGAGGAGGGGCGGGCGGAAGCGGUGGUGGCGGCGCAAGAGGCGGUGUUGGCGCGGCAGCAGGCGCUGCUGCGGCGGUACUGGCGGCAGCUGACGCGACUCACGGGGCAGCGCGGCGGGAAAACAGGGGGAGGGGGGCCAAUCGUAGGGAGUGGAGAACAGGGGAAGGCGGAGGUGGGGGGAGGGGAGUUCGUGGGGACGCGGCAUAAGGGUUGCAGCAGCGGGGAGUCAGUGCCGCGCGAGCAGGUGGUGGCGGAGGCGGAGAAGCUGGAGUGGCGGCCGCAGGCGGACUCGUACCUGCUAGCGGCGUGUGUGUACGGGCGGAUGACGAACCGCCUGCUGUGUCUGCGCAACUACAUCCUGGCCGCCACGCUGCUGCGCCGCACGCUCAUCGUGCCCUCAGAGGACCUCUACCGCCCCGCGCGUCGCUGGAACUCGCCACUCGACGCGCCGCUCAGCCUAGAUGUCGUCUUCAACGCGUCGCACCUCAACGCCUGCCUCGGCCGCCGCGUCGCCGUCUCGCUGCGCGACUACCUGCGCGCCGCCAACGCCACGCUCCUCGACGUCGACCGCUUCGUCUGCUGGGCGGACCGCUGCGCCUUCCAGCGCGGCCGCCCGUCCCACCCCGCCAUCCGCUUCACGUCGCGGCGCCAGGCGGGGCUGGAGGCGAACGUGACGCGCCGCACCUUCACGGACGCGUACGGCGGCGCGGGCGGGCGCGUGCUGUGCGUGGGCGAUCUGUACGAGUCGCACGCGCGCUUCCUCGACCCGCCGCCCGGCUUCGCCUCCAGCCUCGCCACUGCCUGGGCCAUGCCCUCCCUUGCACACCCCCCUGCUGUCGCGGGCGCGCGCGAUGCAGGCGGGGGGCUGGCAGGCGGAGGGGGGCCGCAGUUGGGGGCAGCAGGGAUAGGCAUGGAGCAGCGGUGCCGGGCGCUGGUGUGGCCGUGUGAUGCGGUGGUGCAGGCAGCCGAGGGGUUCGUGCGCGAGGUGAGUGGAGGGGCGUUUGCAUCGCUGCACCUGAGGCGGGACGACAUGUUCCGGCACUGCGUGGGGCAGGGCAAGUGUCCGUACUGGGCGCAGCGGCAGGCGGGCGACUCUGCCAGCAGCUUGAGCUCGCCCACACCGGCCUCGCUAGCUGGCCUGGAUUCACCCGAGGCAGUGGUGGUGGUUCGGUUGCCGAGCCUGGAGGGCAAGAUGUGGGCGGAGAGGCUGAACAGGGAGGGGCUGGCAGGGAACCCGGUGGCGGUGGCGGCGGUGGAGAAGGUGGUGUGCGCCCUGAGCCGCCUGUUCCUCACCACACCGGGCUCCACCUUCUCCCACCACAUCAUGCACCUCCGUACCGCCCUCCACACCGCCUCCUGCCAUGAUGGGGGCUUCUGCCGCGGCCUUGCAGACCCCGAGCCCGUCUGA
Molecule: messenger RNA, 1728 nt
Organism: Closterium sp. NIES-65
Lineage: Eukaryota; Viridiplantae; Streptophyta; Zygnematophyceae; Desmidiales; Closteriaceae
Source: the annotation of a GenBank genome assembly